AAGCGGCGGCCGGGCAGCCAUGUCGCCUUUGUCUGCGGCGCGGGCGGCCCUGCGGGUCUACGCGGUAGGCGCGGCGGUGGUGUUGGCGCAGCUGCUGCGGCGCUGCCUCGGGGGCUUCGCGGAGCCAGUUUUUCCCCCACAACCCGACCGUGUGGCCAUAGUGACCGGAGGCACGGAUGGCAUCGGCUAUGCCACGGCGAAGCAGCUGGCGAGGCUCGGCAUGCACGUGAUCAUAGCCGGAAACAAUGACAGCAAAGCCCAAGACGUUGUGCGGAGACUAAAGGAGGAGACGUCGAAUGACAAAGUGGAGUUUUUAUGCUGUGAUCUGGCUUCCCUGACGUCCAUCAGGCAAUUCGUCCAGAAGUUCAAGAAGAAGAAAAUCCCUCUCCAUGUCCUGGUCAAUAACGCCGGCGUGAUGAUGGUCCCGCAGAGGAGCACCAGAGACGGAUUUGAGGAGCACUUCGGGCUGAACUACCUGGGCCACUUCGUCCUCACCAACCUCCUGCUGGGCUCCCUGAAGGAGGCCGGACGUCCCGGCCGCACCGCCAGGGUGGUGACCGUCUCGUCCGCCACGCAUUACGUGGGCGAGCUGCGCAUGCGCGACCUGCACGGCAGCCGCUGCUACUCCCCCCACGGCGCCUACGCCCAAAGCAAGCUGGCGCUCGUCCUGUUCACCUACCACCUGCAGAGACUGCUGGCCGCCCAGGGGAGCCCCGUGACCGCCAACGUGGCCGACCCGGGGGUGGUCGACACGGACCUGUACAGACACGUCUUCUGGGGCACGCGCCUCAUCCAGAAGAUGCUCGGCUGGUGGGCGUUCAAGACCCCAGAUGAGGGAGCCUGGACCUCCGUCUAUGCAGCGGUCACCCCGGACCUGGAGGGAAUCGGCGGCCGCUACCUUUACAACGAGAAAGAGACCAAGUCUCUGACGGUCACGUACGACCGAGAUCUCCAGAGACAACUGUGGGCCACAAGUUGCCAAAUGACCAGCAUCCCUGACGUGACCCAAGACACCCUCUUGGGGUAACGGCCACAUUGGGAAGACCUCGCCUCGGGCCGGCAAACGCAGGUCUGUGACAGAUCCCCGUGUCUGCCUUUUCCACAGCUGCUGCCUUCAGGGCUCUGUCCCCAACGGUCUCCCGUCUGCUGUCCUGCCUUUGCGGGAAAUCGGGGAACAAAAGAAAUAUUGAGUGUGGCCUCCAAGUGGCCGAGAGCCAUAAAUUGUGUGCCAAGUUUCUCCCAAGUGCCAGGAACCAUUAAAUGCUGCCUAAGCCAA
This is a messenger RNA of Prionailurus viverrinus (fishing cat), 1276 nucleotides long. RefSeq names its product dehydrogenase/reductase X-linked (gene DHRSX). The transcript is spliced from 7 exons. Gene Ontology annotation, molecular function: oxidoreductase activity. Bases 20 to 1027 code for a protein of 335 amino acids. The record is from RefSeq and is a predicted model, not a curated record. NCBI's taxonomy places the organism in Eukaryota, Metazoa, Chordata, Mammalia, Carnivora, Felidae.